CCAGCUAGUUACCGUUGUCUUAGCUGUCCGCUCCCAGCUGACUGUUGUCGUUCUCUUCUUCCCACACAGAUAAAGCGAACUCACACACACACACACACAUCCACUGCACAAAAACACACACACUGAGCGUAUCAAAUACACACACAACACACAGCGAUGAGCAGCGGCGGCGGCGGUGGUGAUGAGGUCGUUCUUCCACUGUCAUCACCUGAUUCCUACUCCAUUACUAGAGCUCAUGUAUCUUACAGUUGUGGGUCGUGUGGGUACGAAUUGAACCUGAACUCUUGCAACCGCAACAUAUCAACGAUCGAUGCAGAAUACGGGAAGUCGAUGAAACGAGGGGUCAUAUCGUUUUUCUCGGUUGAUGAGAGUAGGUUUACGCAGAUAAACAAGCUCCGUUGGCUACCGUACUUGCCUUCGUGGAGGCUGUUUCGACGACGAACUAAGCUACUAUGUCGGAGUUGCGGGAGCUACAUCGGCACCGCGUCGAACGUGGAGGAUGGCAGCAUUUCUUCCUCUACAUUUCAAGUAGUCAAGAAAAACUCAACAGCCACUUGGGAUGGGAUUUCUGCUGCUAGAUUGUAUGAGAUCAAGAUACGUUCUUUGAGACCGAUGUAUUUUGAGUGAUGCUGCUGCAGAUUGACAAUAUUUGAUAUCAAAAUUUGAAGAAUUAAUCCAACAACAACAAGUAUAAGAUGAAUAAUUGGAAUAAUCGAUGUUUAAAUUAUUUUUAAGUUUUUCCUUCUAGAGUAAUGUUUCACUCAUCGACAUAUGUAUUUUUCAUUGAUUGUCUACGUUUAUAAACUUUUUUUCAUAUC
Molecule: messenger RNA, 818 nt
Organism: Salvia miltiorrhiza (redroot sage)
Lineage: Eukaryota; Viridiplantae; Streptophyta; Magnoliopsida; Lamiales; Lamiaceae
Exons: 2
Coding region: 157-627 (156 amino acids)
Source: RefSeq, a predicted model, not a curated record